UACUGUAAAUAACCUUUGAAUACGUGUUAAUACAAUAGGAUAUACCUCGAUACACGACUGUUGACUUAUGGAAAUUGCGUUAAAUAUUGCGCACUUGUCUUGUUUCUGUAACUUCGGUUAGGCUUUUUGUUGUAAACGCAAUAAAAAAAAAUAUAUACUUUUCUGCGUGAUCAUAAUCAUUUUGUUGCAAGUGCUCAACAAGGAAUUUAUCGAGAAAAUUAAAAUGAACGUCAAAAUUCUACUUUUAUCUUGUUCGGUGUUUCAUGCCAUGUCGGAACAACAGGUUUAUGCGAUGGACGACCGAAAAGUAGAGGAUGUACAUGAAUCGACUGAGCUGUUCCAAACAUAUGACGACAUUGAUGACACUUUUGAGGAUGAUUCUAAUUCGAGCACUGGUGAUAUUAUUGAUUUAUUCGAAGAAGCGCUUCAAAAUCGAUUUUCCAACGACCAAAAACUUACAAAGGAACAAGUCGAAACCGUCAUAGAUUCUACAACACGAGAUUUGGAUAAGGAAGGAUUUAAACAAAAGUUGAACGAAAACGUUUUUAGUGAAAGCGAAUCGAUAAGCCAACAUCAGUUCGUACUCGAGCUUAUAGAUUUUGAUUUAGAAAAGCAGAAGGAAAACACUAUUUUGGAGAUGUUUAAAAUGUACGAUUUGGACGGAGACGGUAAUAUCACUGCGGAAGAAUUACAAAAAUUUUUGAACUCUGAAGGUGUCCUAUGGACAUUAGAAAAUUGUCAAAAAAUGAUUGACAAAGUCGACCUUGACGGCAACGGUAUUAUUGACUUUUCCGCAUUCACAAGGAAGGCAGACGAUUUUGAUUUCGGACAAUUUGAAGACUAUUCAGAAACUUUCAGUAAAAUUGAUUUGAACGAGGACGAUAAGAUUACAAAAUAUGAGUUAGCAGUUUACUUGAACAGCGAGUAUGGAGAAUGUUUACAAGAACUUAUCGACGAAGUAUUCAAUUUGUUGGAUACAAACGGGGACAAAGUAAUCGAUUUGAAUGAAUACCGGAAUCUGGGUGUUAUUUAAGCGUUGAAUGAAAUGUGAAAUUAUGUAUUCAAAUGAAGAUUACAAUAUUCUAAUCAAAUCUGUUGAUGUUUUAUAAAACAUAUAUUAUAUAAUACAUUGCUAAAUACACAAUUAAAAAUUGUUCACCUAC
Molecule: messenger RNA, 1163 nt
Organism: Adelges cooleyi (spruce gall adelgid)
Lineage: Eukaryota; Metazoa; Arthropoda; Insecta; Hemiptera; Adelgidae
Exons: 7
Coding region: 224-1033 (269 amino acids)
Molecular function (GO): calcium ion binding
Source: RefSeq, a predicted model, not a curated record